Molecule: messenger RNA, 6683 nt
Organism: Gadus chalcogrammus (walleye pollock)
Lineage: Eukaryota; Metazoa; Chordata; Actinopteri; Gadiformes; Gadidae
Exons: 2
Coding region: 2682-4214 (510 amino acids)
Source: RefSeq, a predicted model, not a curated record
UUUUCCUGAAACUCUGAGUAUGUUAACCCUGAGAAGAGGGAUACUCUGAGUUUUCCGUUCCGGAAAGAGAGUGAACUCAACUGUUAGGUCAGUUACCAUAGUAACUGACUCUGUGAACCUAACCUGCUCACUGGCAGGUUUUCUUCAAGAAACCCUGAGUUUCUCCUACAUGUCUCCGCAUUUUUAACUCUCUCCCGGUUGCCAUGGUGAAUCGUAGUAUCGGAGCUCCAUUGAUGAUGGCUUUGUAGAGUCGGCAGGCAUGCGCUUAACUCAGAGUUUACAUACUCAGAGUUGAUUGAACUAAUUCAGAACAGCUGUUCUGGAAUGGAAAACUCAAGAGUUGCCCAUCUCAGAGUUGGUUGACUCAUAUUUCAGGGUUAGGUUCAGAGUUGGUUGAGCGUGCUUUCUGGAACGGGCCCCAGGAGGAGAAGCUCUGUCUCUAUUGUGGCGACCCAAACCACAUGGUCGCGAGCUGCCCAUGCAGAAUUUAAUUUCCGAGAACUUUAUUAUUUUUUUUGCUGAGGCUUUGAAGCGAACAGAGACUGAGCCGCCAUGAACACUAUUCCUGUACUGUUAUGUUAGCGUUCAGGGUUUCAUAAAGGAGACUGAGCCGUCCCCAUGAACGUGUUAUUGUUAUUAUUAUAUUAAGCCAACUUUUUUUUUUUGUUGCUGAGGCGGAGUUCAAGGGUUUCAUUGAAGCGAAUGAGCCGCCAUGAACCCUAGCCUAUUCCUGCGUGUGUUAUUAGCGUUCAGGGUUUCAUGAAGGAGACUGAGCCGUCCCCAUGAACCUUAUUGUUAUUAUUAUUAUUAUUGAUAUUUUUUAUUGUGUGCGUAGUAAAAUUUGUGAAACAACUUUUUGCUUCCAGCUACUCAUUAUUGUGACUGUGAAAUACAUGCCUAUAUUAGUUGCGCAUUUGGUAAAUUCUAGUAGCCUAUAUAAAAAAAUAACAAUUCAAUAUUUGCAUAUUGUAAAAAAAAUAAAUGUAUUUUUCACAAGGUUGAUCAUUUUGAAAUGUAGAAUAAACACAGAGAAAGUAUAUUUAAAUUAAAAAAAUAUUUAAUUGCUUAAGGUGCACAUAGUCAUGGAAAAAAAUAUUAGACCACCCUUGUUUUCCCUUGUUCAUUUUACAACUAAAGGUACUUUUGUUUGGACAAAUAACAACAAAAAUAGCUCAUAAGAGUUUAAUUUAAGAGAUUUUCCAUGGUUUUCUUGAAUAACCCAGCUCUUACAUUAAACUCUUAAAAUGAACCUUUAACUUUGACAGCACUAGUCUAAAAAUAAUAUAGUUUUUAUACAAUGCAGGGAACCGUGUAAUUUCGCAGGCACUUCCGAAGUCAGCUAAGUGACGGGUCCUUCAGGCAGUGUGUUCCCGGUUAUCACAGGCUCACAGCACUAGUUGCGGAGACCGCGGCAUAUCCAGAAGAAUUGACAGGCACCUGCAUUUGAGGAGAACUAAGUAAGUAUACAAACAACACACACACUUAAGCAUUUAUCUUCACUUGUUACAGCAGCGGUCUUCCACAGAGGCUUUAGUGGUUAAACGGCAUAUUUAUGUCCUUAAACAAGUAGUAUCUAUUGAGAUUUUACAUUUAAGUGUCAAAUCUUUAUCUGUUACAGAUUGAUUUAAAUAAUGGAAUAUAGCGUUUGGACCAAGCGACGGCGAAUUAAUGCCAAAGUUCAGGAGCACUUGCGGGUGUUGGAAACUGUGGGGAAAAACGGUCUGUCUAGCUACUGGACCAGAUAAAAUGAGACGGAGAGGUAAUAAAGUCUAUCGGCACGAGGACCUUGGAUUUAUUAAGUAAAGUGGCAACGGUUAUACAGAGUCAUAAAGCGUGAGAAAUCGAAUAUGUCUAAGUCCCUAAUCAGCGCUGAUGGUUCGUCCGGAGCUUCGCCUCCGUGGAAGGUCUGCUUCAGAAGAAGGGGAAUAAGAGUCCCUGUGUGGUACAGUUUUUAUGCUGUAUCCACCUCUCGAUGAGGUGUGUGCGUUUUGAGGUGUGUGUGGUUCUGUGUGUUUUGGCUCCCAGGCCCUGAGAGAGCUUCGUAACAGGGGAGAGUUCCUCGUGUCUCCGGUGUGAUAAAUUAAAACGGGGAGUGCCCCCCUGAAAUGUCUCGUGUGUGAUAAUUUAAUGUGGCUCUCAGGCCCCUGGUGUGGGCAGAGGUAUCUCUUGGUUCCUCCUAACGGGGAAGAGCUCUCAAAAUGUCUCCUGUGUGAUAAAUUAAUGUGGCUCUCCCGUUCUGGAGAUGAUACUGGUGCAUUGUCUGAGUGUCCACCAUCUGCCUGCCUGGGAGAUGGGGCCUUCAGCUCCGGCCUUGACCUGACUAUAUAUUAUCAUGUUUGUGUUGUUGGGUUAGAGCAAGAGUUGACUAUAUUAUAAUGUGUCCAUGUGAUGUGCUCAUCAGGCUAGGGUAGGAGUUAGCUAUAUUUAUAAUGUACAUGUGAUGUACUCAGCAGGUUAUUUUUCCCAACAAAACCUACAAAAAAGACUUCGGGAAUCUGAAUGAGGAGUUGGACUGUCGUGAAAGGGACCAAGAAUCAGAUUCUGAGGAAAGGCGCCAAAUAUCAGAUUCCGAGGAAAGGGACCAAGAUUCAGAUUCCGAGGAAAGGGACCAAGAUUCAGAUUCCGAGGAAAGGGACCAAGAUUCAGAUUAAGACGAAGGAGACCGAGAAUCAGAUACCGAGAUGGUUUAUGAUUAUUGCAGUGAAGCAGAACCUUGCCAGAAUAAUUCAGACAUUGUUGAAGGAUCUGAUCCGUGUAGUGAGCUUAAAGAUAAGUUGGCUGAUUGGGCAGCAAAACGCAAUAUUUCACAUAGUGCCUUGUCAGAACUAUUACCUAUUUUAAGGCAUUGUGGCCUUGACUUGCCAAAAGAUCCAAGAACGCUUAUGUCAACCUCAAAAAACUGUGAGGUCAAAGAAAUGGGAGAUGGAAGCUACUACUAUUUUGGAGUUGCAAAUGCUAUUAUUUCACAGCUAUCUCGUGAAUCACCUCCUGUAGUAGACACUCUAACCCUCCGGGUCAACAUUGAUGGCAUAUCCCUCUCCAAAAGCUCGAAAAAUGAGUUGUGGCCUAUUUUGGCCAAGAUUAAAGAAAUUCCGACAUCUGAUGUAUUUGUCGUUGGGCUCUAUGCAGGCCCCUCAAAGCCCCCUUCUGUUGGUGAAUACUUGAAGGAUUUUAUUCAGGACCUUAAGCUAAUAACUUCCGAGGGUUUUGAUUAUAAUGGGAAACAUUUUAAUGUCGCUCUUCCAGAUGCCUUCAUCUGUGAUGCACCUGCCCGUGCCUUCUUAAAAGGUAUCAAAGGCCAUACAGGCUACAGUGCCUGUGAGCGCUGUGUAGAGCACGGGGUUUAUCUAAAUGGCAAGGUUGUUUUUCCUGACUUGAAUGAACCACUCAGAACUGAUAUAACAUUUAGAAGUAGGUGUGAUGAGGGACAUCACCAUCGUGACUCACCUUUACUAGAGCUGGGAAUAGGGAUGGUUUCAAGUUUUGUACUUGACUACAUGCAUUUAGUUUGCUUGGGAAAUGUUAGGAGACUUAUAAGUCUGUGGAUCCAUGGGCCAUUAAAGUGUCGGCUUUCAUCGUCCACCAUCACAACUAUCUCGAGCCACUUGAAAUCAAUUAGAGAAUAUAUCCCGAGGAAUUUUUCAAGAAAACCACGGUCUCUAAGUGAAUUCAAACAAUGGAAGGCCACUGAAUUUAGGCAGUUUUUGUUGUACACUGGACCUGUGGUCCUGAAAGGACGCCUAUCUACACGGAUGUACAAAAACUUCAUGCUUUUAUCUGUAGCGAUGAGAAUUCUUCUCAGUCCAGCUUUGUGUUCAGAGUAUUGUGACUAUGCUGACAAACUAUUAAAAUGUUAUGUCCAGAACUUUGCAAAGAUAUAUGGACCUGACCAGGUAGUUUACAACACACAUUCUCUUAUACAUCUGGCUGAUGAUGCACGGAGGUUUGGUGCCCUAGACAGUGUUUCGUGUUUCCCAUUUGAAAAUCAUCUCGGGACAUUAAGUAAGUUAGUAAGAAGGCCACACGGCGCUGUUCAACAACUCGUAAGGCGUGUAGGUGAAAAACGUAGGCCUAUCUCCCGAGAGGAAAGGAGGAAUGGCCCGCAACAACCACAUUUAUGUGGUCCUACUCUCCCACAUAUACCGGCUCGUAUGCAGUACAAGAAGUACAGGCAAGGGGGACAAGGGGGACAGAUAUGUCGCACUAACUUUUGAUGCGCAUCAUUUUAAAGCGCAUUAUCUUUUUGAUGGAAAAAGGACUUGUGACUCUAUCGCUCUGUGUGCCAGCUAAAAUUAUCACCUGACAAAUGCAGGUAAAAUUGUUAUUGUUAUAUACGUUGUUAUUGUUAACUUCUCUCUUAAAAUUAGUUUUCGGACAUGUUCAAACUGUCAUGCAUCACAUACCACUCCAUGGACUCUUUGAACAGCUUUUUUUUAGUCCAAAGUCCUGUGUGAGUUAUUGUUGCAUAAUUUAAAUUGUUAAAAUAAAUUCCUCCUUUGGGACAGUAAUUCACUGCUUAAGUCUGUGUGUUUGUGGGUAAGUGUGUGUGAUGAAACACACUUUAUUAUUAAUCUUUAUGCAGGGUUCCCGCGGGGUCUUAAAAAGUCUUAAAAGCAUUGAAUUUAUGAAUUUGGAAAUAAUACCUUAAAAUAGGGCUGCUCGAUUAUGGGAAAAAUCAUAAUCACGAUUAUUUUGGUCAAUAUUGAUAUCACGAUUAUUCAAACGAUUAUUUUUGAGUUUGAAAACAUGCAUUUAUUGACACAAUCAAUUAUGACAUAGAAACACGUGUAAGUAUCCAAAAUAAAACCUUUUUCGUGUGUAAGUGUACUGUCUGCCACAACAUUCUGAAUCUAACAUUUGAUUUUUAUAAAACAUUUCAUGAAUACAAUAUAUUCAGCCAAAUGCACUGACGAAUGACUCGACUGAAAUAAUACAUUCCCUAUUUAAUGUCUAGAGAACAACGGUCCCAGCAUUUCUCCAUAGCAAAGUUAAAAGUCACAAAGCCAUAACAAACACAUGGCCAGUGAUGUUGAUCGGUUUUCAAUGUAGUGAGUCCCCGGGACCCACAGGUGGCGAGUUGGGUGGGUCCCUGAGAAAUUCAAUGGGUCCCGACUCCCCAGUUUAAAAAAUGUGUUUCUUUUUUAUUAUUAUUCUAUUUCUUAAAUUAAAUUAAUAGUGUUAAACUCCUUGAUGGUGGUAUGAUAUGGUUAGAGCUGGAGUACUCAACCGUUCAUGUUUAACACUAGAAACGCCGGGCCAUUUUUACUUACUCCUAGCGCCGCAAGAGGGGUCAAAUGACCCCUAAGUCAUUUUAAUGAGAGGCUGUGCAUUUGCACAUAAUGAUCACUAGGUGGCGCCAAUGAGCUAUUACCGCGCGAGCGCCACAUUUGUGUGUGUGUGUGUGUGUGUGUGUCACAAGCCUAGUCCUCACGAUUUCACAUAAAUGUACAUAUAUUCAAUCAGAAGGAUUGCAAAAAAAUCCUGUUUGAUUUGCUCAUUUGACACGAAUGAGCACAGCAUCGAGCAGUGGAAACGUGGGUUUAUUUACUAUGAAGUUCGUAUUUUUAAUUGUUGAAAUGAAAUCAGCGGUGACGAGCUAGUUGUUUUGGUAGCGGCUAAAUUAGCAUGUUGCGAUACUUUGUACAGGGGAUCACGUCUGCGCCGAGUAGAUGCGCAGAGGGUUGAAACAGCGCUUGUCCGAUCUGCUCACAAGAAGGUUUCUUUGGCCAGUUACUGUGAUUAAACACGAGUUGUUUAAUGUUCACUAUGUAUCGUUUUUCAUGGGGAAAAUGAGAUGCGUCCCCGGGACGCAUGGAUAGUGAGUUUAGUGCGUCCUUUCAGAUUUGAAUGCGUCAGGGACGCAGGACGCGUACCUAGCAACAUCACUGCAUGGCUAGUCUCGCAAAGCCAGACCAAACUACAGCAAGUAGAAUGCAUGGCUAAUAAAAAUCAUAUUGUUGUUAAACAGAAAUACAUAUACAAGAUGUACUUGGCAGUUCUGCCUUAAAGAACUCUUAGUUAAAGUCUGCUAUAGGAGCUUGUUAUCGUUCAUCAAACUAACGUUACUGAAACUUUAUUAUUCCACACGUUAGGUCUACUUCCAACAUGUCUGUCAACAGUCGAUGCUGCUGAUUGGCGGUUCACCGGCAUGUACCGCCUCCUGCCAACGGCAUACUUCCUGAUGCAGCACGCCUGUUAGAUUGUACUCCCUCUCGCCGCGUUGAAUGCUUUCGCAUGCGCGUCUCUUUCAUAAACUUUCAUAAACUCUCUAGGCCUACUGUAAAACGGAAAAUGUCAAAUUAAUCGUUUCAACUCGAUUAUACGAGUUUGGAGAUCGUUUGACCCCAAAAUCGAUAUCGCGAUCGAAAUUCGAUUAAUUGCACAGCCCUACCUUAAAAAGACUUGAAAGCCUUGAAUUUUGACAUCUGUGUCUUAAAAAAUCUGCAGUAUAACUUCUCUGUAUCGCAUUCUCCUCAAAAGUUUCAUUUCGUCAACCACUAUUAUUCUGAUUAAAUAACGUAGCCUAAAUGACUUGCGCGGCGGUUGCCAUGCCGUAAUUCCGACACCUCAUUGUUCCGACGUCUCAAUGUUCCGAAAUAUUUCCCAUUAGAUCGACAUGCCACUAUUCUGACGGUUCAAUGUUCCGAAAACGAAACCCAUUGGUCCGAAGGUCCGUUAGUCCG